Molecule: messenger RNA, 1188 nt
Organism: Cooperia oncophora
Lineage: Eukaryota; Metazoa; Nematoda; Chromadorea; Rhabditida; Trichostrongylidae
Source: the annotation of a GenBank genome assembly
AUGCAAGGCACGUGGAGUAGGCGAGAUGAUUUCCACGAGUUUGAUUCUGUAAAUUUGGAAGACAACCGUUCUCUGAGGAAACUAAGUGAAGCAUGUCAUAACUACAACUCUAUAAAAACAGACUCGUCGAAAAAGGAGUGCACAUUGUUGUCGGCGAAGAUUGGAACGAUUCUGGUUUACAUCCCUCACAAUGACAUAAUGUCUGUGGAAUACGUGAAAACUCUCAACAAUGGUUGCCACGAAGCGAUAGAUCAACUUGUAGAGGAAUCUGAAGAGUUUUUCGCGAAAGCCGCAAAGGUUUCGUUGAAGCCCAUGAAUCUGCACAAUGCAAGAAGCAUGCUUGACAAGUUGUACAGCAAAGAUCAUCUGAGAAUUGUCGGAACCUCUGUUGUCUUCAAUUAUCAGAUGGACAAAAGCAGUACGAGCGAGCAAAUGAAAGCGAAAUUGAAUAUUUCCGAAUUUGGAUACUUCUCAAAUUACGAGAAUCCUGACCAAGAACCACAAUUGAAGCUGGUAUUUUCUUCUCCUGUUGGUGGCGAAGACUCCAAGGCCUACGUCUACCUGGGAAAGUGCCGAUGUGAGUUGGAUUUGAGUAUAGUGGAUAGAAUCGCGGAUCUUUUUGAGGCACGACCAUUUUAUGACUUGCCAUCGUAUAAGCGCUCAAGGUUGGAUAGUAUUGUAAGGAAAGAUGCACUUCAAUUGCGUGACGACCUGUUCGGUAUACCACUUUGCCAAGCUAUAGAUCUGAAUUUGAGAAUACCGAUAGCUGACUUGCGCAACCCAAGCGGAUCUCGAUUGCCAUAUCAUCAGCGUCAUGUUCAUCCCGAAUACAUUGGUUUACGUAUUAGUUCAGUGACCGUUGAAAUGCCUAUCGGUGGUGAAAGCACGUUGGUUGAGCUGUUUGCUACGGAGAUAUACGUUUCUGUGGUGUGUCGGAGAAGUUCUCGUGCUUCGGAUGAAGGAUCGUCCGUUUUCCUUUGGGGAGGACAGACAUCAGUGGAUGAACCUGUUCACGUGAAAUUCGAAUAUGAUCCACGCAAUAAGGCUCUCAAGGCUUCUAGCACAAAAAUUCACUAUGUCAGUGGCAUCGGUGACGAUAUGACGAAGAGUAUUUCACUUUCUGUUAUGCAGUCAUUACCCCAAAGGGAAGGUCCAUUCGCACCAAACUCAUCGAUCAUACCUCCAUAA